AAUGUGUUAAAAAUUAAAAAAUAUUUCUUUUUCAAACUGACUAUCGUAUUCCUCGGAACUUCAGAAAGAAAGAAGUGUGGGUUUUCUUUCUUUUUCGUCUAUAUCAAUCUGAUAGAUUGACCCACAAACCAACUCUUUUCCUGAAGAAAUCUGAAGUUGCCAUUUUGGCCUAAGGUCGAUGAACACAUGAUCAUUUUUGUUACUAGCGUACAACGUGUUCGUCCAUUUGUCUCUAAGGAACUCUCUCUUCUCUAUUCUCUAUUCUACUAGCUGUACUUGAACCAGUAGUAUCUUUUUUGAUGGAAACUAUGAUAAAGGAGUUGAAGGAAGCUCUCCGUUUUGUUUUGUCCGUUGAAUUUUGGAGAAUGGGAGUGCUUUGGACCAUCUCGCUCUUGGCCUCCUACUUGCAGUUAUACACCAACAGGCUCUUUUCUCGUAAAGCUCAAUCCUACCCACGAUGCCAUCCUCCAAUCUCUCCGUCUCUGAGACCUGUUUGCGUCAUUACUGGCGCUACAUCCGGACUGGGAGCUGCGGCUGCACACGCUCUUUCACGGGAAGGUUUCUACGUUGUUCUUGUUGGACGAUCAUCCCAUUCGUUAUCAAAGAUUAUGACAGACGUAAAAACCCAGAAUGAGGAUGCCCGUGUCAAAGCUUUUCAGGUUGAUCUGUCAUCAUUCCAUUCAAUUUUGGAGUUUAAAGGCUCACUUCAGCAGUGGCUUUUGGAUUGCAAAAUGCAUUCUUCUGUCCAGCUCUUGAUCAAUAAUGCUGGGAUACUGGCAACAUCAUCGCGAUUCACACCUGAAGGCUAUGAUCAGAUGUUGGGUACAAAUUACAUAGGGGCAUUUUGUCUGACCACAUUUCUACUACCUCUUCUUAAAAGAAGCCCUGUUCCUUCUCGGAUAGUAAAUGUCACAUCCUUUACACAUCGAAAUGUUUUUGAUGUACAGGUUGACCAGGAAUCUGUUUCUGGGGCAUGUUUCUUGAGAUCAGGACAAUAUCCAUUUGCUCGUAUCUAUGAGUAUUCAAAAUUAUACCUGCUUCUCUUCUCAUAUGAGCUCCACCAACAACUUGGUUUGAUGGAUAAACCUUGUCAUGUCUCUGUUACUGCUGCCGAUCCUGGAGUAGUAAAGACCAACAUCAUGAGGGAAGUCCCUUCUCGUCUUUCUCAAUUGGCAUUUGAAGUUUUGAAGCUUUUGGGCCUUCUGCAGUCACCUGAGAAUGGCGUCAGUUCUAUUCUUGAUGCAGCCCUUGCUCCACCAGAAGCAUCUGGGGUAUACUUUUUUGGUGGAAAAGGUAGGACCUUGAACUCUUCGGCUCUUUCACACAAUAUCAAGCUUGCAAAAGAACUUUGGACUACGUCUUAUAGUCUCUUUCUAGAAGCAAGCCUUGCUUCCAAAGAAACAUCAAGCUCCAUGUCGGAUAAUUUGUCAUAAAAAGGAGGAGGUGAAGAAGAUGACAAAGAAAUGUGAAGAUGGGUUCAAGAAAAAGUCUUCUCGCUCAUCUCCUUCAACUGAUAAUAACCAGAAAAUGUUGUGGUUCAAUGACAUGGCGAAUGUUAAUGUUCUUGGUUGUAUAUUUUUUAAAUGUGCAAAUUAUAUAAACAGUUAAAGUACCAAAUCAUGGAGAUAUACUCAAUAAUUGUAUACAUUAAUGAAAUUAAUCCCAACCAAGUUUUAUUAGUAAA
This is a messenger RNA of Theobroma cacao (cacao), 1684 nucleotides long. RefSeq lists its product as uncharacterized. NCBI's taxonomy places the organism in Eukaryota, Viridiplantae, Streptophyta, Magnoliopsida, Malvales, Malvaceae. The record is from RefSeq and is a predicted model, not a curated record.